This is a messenger RNA of Lachancea fermentati, 396 nucleotides long. The record is from the annotation of a GenBank genome assembly. NCBI's taxonomy places the organism in Eukaryota, Fungi, Ascomycota, Saccharomycetes, Saccharomycetales, Saccharomycetaceae.
AUGUUUGGUCCAUUCAAGCCUUCAAGCACAGUAUUGGGUGGUUUACUGUGGAAGAUACCAUGGAGAAUGUCACGUCCUCAGAAGCAGAGACAAAGACAUAGGUUGCAACAGGUGGAUAAAGUCUUGAAGAACUUAAAUUUAGGUCUUCAUAUCCAAAGGUGUGAGAAAAAAGGUAUCGAAUUCGAGAGUGCAUUGCAGACAAGAAAACUAUUAAAACCUCAAGUGAAGCAUUUACGCCUGCUGAGCAAAGCGUCGGUGUUCCCAAAGGAGCGUGAAAUGUCGUAUAAGGAUAAGUACACGUUCUUCAAUAAGCAAGCCUCCGGAUAUAGAAAAGGCCUCCACAAAUUACCAAAAUGGACCAAGGUCUCUCAAAGAAGGAAUCCUAAAUUUUUUUAA